CCUCCCUCUCUCCCAGUCUCUCCCUCUACCCGCCGCGGGUCCAGGUCGGAGGAACAGCGGCAGAGUGGAAGCGAUGAUGCGGGCGGUCGCGUCCGUGGGAGUCGGUGCGCUGUGGGCGCUGAUCGCCGCUGUGGUGCGCGGCGGCGCGGCGGAGCUGGCGACGCGCGUGCAGGAGCAGGUCAAGCCGGAGUCCUCGCUGCUGAAGCCGAAGGUUAUGAUCGCCAUUGUGGCUCGCAAUGCGGCGCACAGCCUGCCACACUACCUGGGCUGCAUCGAGAGGCUGGAGUACCCGAAGGAGCGCAUAGCGAUCUGGGCAGCGACGGACCAUAACACAGACAACACCACUGCCAUGUUGAGAGAGUGGCUGAAGAGGGCCCAGGGCGUGUACCACUACGUGGAGUGGAGGCCCAUGGAGGACCCGAAGUCCUACGUGGAUGAGUGGGGUCCGAAGCACUGGCCCCCCUCCAGGUUCAGCCACGUGAUGAAGCUGAGGCAGGCAGCGCUGAGGGCUGCCAGGGAGCGAUGGGCCGACUACAUACUGUACGUGGACAGCGACAACCUGCUGACAAACCCCCGUGUGCUGAACCUGAUGAUGGCCGAGAACCUGACGCUGGUGGCUCCCAUGCUGGAGUCUCGCUCGCUCUACUCCAACUUCUGGUGCGGCAUCACCCCCCAGGGCUACUAUAAGCGCAUCCCCGACUACCAGCCCAUCAGGGAGUGGAAGCGCCUCGGCUGCUUCCCCGUUCCCAUGGUGCACAGCACCUUCCUGCUGGACCUGCGCCGCCAAUCCAGCAAGGACGUGGCUUUCCACCCGCCCCACCCGGACUACAGCUGGGCGUUUGACGACAUCAUGGUGUUUGCGUUCUCUGCGCGUCAGGCAGGCGUGCAGAUGUACGUGUGUAACAGAGAACACUACGGUUUCCUGCCUGUCCCUCUCAAACCCCAGCAGAGUGUGGAAGAUGAGAGCGAGAGCUUCACACACACCAUCACUGAGGCUUUGAUUGACCAUGAUAUUGAACCCUCCGAGUACCUGUACUCUCCACCAGCAGCACAGGACACAGUGGGCUUUGAUGAGAUUUUCCUGAUCAACCUGAAGCGGCGGCUGGACCGAAGGACCCGGAUGCUGAAAACAAUGAUCACGCUGGGUCUUCGUGCCUCAUUAAUAGAUGCAGUGGACGGCAAGGCUCUGAACACGUCCCAGCUGCAGGCGCUGGGAAUAGAGAUGAUGCCGGGCUACAAGGACCCCUACUCUGGGCGGGUGCUGACCCGAGGGGAGAUCGGCUGCUUCCUCAGCCAUCACUCUAUAUGGACGCAGGUGAUCGAACGCGGCCUCCACAAAGUCCUUGUUUUAGAGGACGACGUGAGGUUCGAGCCCAGGUUCAAGCGGCGGCUGCAGGCAGUAAUGGACGACAUCAGCGAAGCCCAGCUGGACUGGGACCUCAUCUACGUGGGCCGUAAGCGCAUGCAGGUGCAGCAGCCGGAGCGCUCGGUGGACGGCGUGCACAACCUGGUGGAGGCCGACUACUCCUACUGGACGCUGGGCUACGCGCUGUCGCAGCGCGGCGCCGCGAAGCUGCUGGCGGCGCAGCCGUUGGCCAGGAUGCUGCCGGUGGACGAGUUCCUGCCGGUGAUGUUCGACAAGCACCCCAACACUCAGUACAUGUCUCACUUUAACCCUCGGGACCUGAAGGCCUUCUCCGUGGAGCCCCUGCUCAUCUAUCCCACCCAUUACACUGGAGAGCCAGGCUACAUCAGUGACACAGAGACCUCCACCAUCUGGGACGACGAGGCCGUCGCCACGGACUGGGACCGGCAGCACGCCCGCAAGACGGCCCAGCAGGGCAGCAUCCGCCCCGUGGCCCAGAACAGCGUGACUGGAGACUCGCCGCCUCCCGCCGCUCGCGUGUCGCGGGACGAACUCUGAUGAGCACACGCUCAGAGGGAAAGACUUUUCAUGAAUAUGCUGAGCGGAUGUCACCUGUAUCUGAGCAAACACAUGUGGACGCACACGUGGACAAUCUGCUGCCUGAUGGGAGCGCACAGAGAAGAGGAGGAGGAGGAGCAGAACAGAACUUUAAAUAAAGCUUUAUUUAUUCCCUGUGCGCCUCCUGCGAGCGUGGGAGACAGACCCAGAAAGCGUAAGCCACACAUGGAGGACGGCUAGCAUCAUCGCAGGACCUCAACAAAAAGGCUCUCACAAAUCACUUUCAGACGUGUGUUUUUAAUGGACCUCAGAGGAAUAAAAAACAGCUCUUUUAAAAUAAAGUCAGUGUCUGAAAUGAGAUGUCUGUUUGCGUGUCUGCGUGGCAGAACCAGUGUGUGUGGACACACACACACACACACACACACACACACACACACACACACACACACACACACACACACACACACACACACACACACACAGCAGGCCGGUCCUGCUAGGUAGCAACUCAAAGCAGCAGCUAUACAUUAUAUACACUUUGUAGGAUGUUAAAUAUUCUGUCUCAUUUGGAUAAACUGGAUUAUUGAUUGUCUAAUGUCCUUUAAUGGAGCUGUUCUUCGUCUUCUAGUGGUGGUGCUGGGUUCAUCCAAUAAAACUACUUCUCUA
Messenger RNA from Betta splendens (Siamese fighting fish), 2590 nucleotides. RefSeq names its product collagen beta(1-O)galactosyltransferase 2b (gene colgalt2b). The record is from RefSeq and is a predicted model, not a curated record. NCBI's taxonomy places the organism in Eukaryota, Metazoa, Chordata, Actinopteri, Anabantiformes, Osphronemidae. Gene Ontology annotation, molecular function: procollagen galactosyltransferase activity. The transcript is spliced from 12 exons. The coding region runs from base 74 to 1924 and encodes 616 amino acids.